Penicillium waksmanii is the source of this 762-nucleotide messenger RNA. RefSeq lists its product as uncharacterized. The record is from RefSeq and is a predicted model, not a curated record. The transcript has a single exon. The coding region runs from base 1 to 762 and encodes 253 amino acids. Lineage: Eukaryota; Fungi; Ascomycota; Eurotiomycetes; Eurotiales; Aspergillaceae.
AUGGAGCUUAUAGUGGCCGCGCUCGCUGACCGUAGGAGGCAGCUACAAAUUCUUGUGGAGACCCAUUUGCCAGAAGAAGUGCAUUUGGAGCUAGGUAUUAGCCCUGGGACUCUCAUGAGUCGUCAAGCUUACAAAGCUUAUCAACUUUUGAAGGCAAGCUCUAUUGAUGUUGACGGCAUUGUUGAGAGAACAAGUUGGUCUGUCUAUGACUACAUAGGUAUCAAUCUCAAGUCAGCAGACUUGCUUUGGGAUUCUGGUUUCCGAGACGUGGACGAGAUAGAUGGCAAUACGUCGUGUAUAAGGGGACUUUGGCAUAGUUCACCGCCCUGCAGACUAGAUGUGUUCUUGGAGAAAGCGAACUGGCUCAUUAACAAAGGCGCAAGCAUAACUCGCAGGAAGGACUCCUGCCCAGCUUUGCAUUACCUUGGACAUGACGUGGGAAAGCUUCUGCAUUCAAUUGAUGACUUCGAGGGAUUUCUUUGGCAAAUGCAUGAGCUAAGCCGAGAAUCUAUCCAAUUAAUGUUCACGAUAUUCAUGGACGAAUCUCAAGACGACUGCUGCUGUCCGUGUUCUUCAACUGGUUGCUCAGGUCUUACGGCGUUCUUGCGCGGAAUGUUUCCGACACGGUCUGAUAAAGACUUGGACGAGCUCAUAAAUAGGCUUGCAAUUGUCAUAGAGGCCCUUACAAGCUCACAUGUGCUGCCUAGCCAGGAGCGUCUUAUUGAUCUCAUCGCUCCUUCUGUCCUGCGCUUUGUCACUUAA